Messenger RNA from Bursaphelenchus xylophilus (pine wood nematode), 3309 nucleotides. NCBI's taxonomy places the organism in Eukaryota, Metazoa, Nematoda, Chromadorea, Rhabditida, Aphelenchoididae. The record is from the annotation of a GenBank genome assembly.
AUGAAAUUCCUCGCUGUCUUCGCCCUGAUCUUCGCUGUUAUUGCCUCUGUGUCGGCGCAAUACCACUAUGGAAUGGGAACCAACUACGCCCCAUACUACAGCCAAUACAAUUAUCAGCCAAGUGGACUGUUCUUGCCCAGAACCCCAGCCAUCUACGGCGCUGAUAACACUCGGUCAUUCGCUGUCUCUUUCGGCACUGGAAAUGGUCUGUAAGGAUACCAAAGAACGGGCUGUAAAUCUCAUGGAAACUCAAUCGUAUCUUCGCCAAUGUACGAGCAGCGACCCCACAAGGUACCGUGUAAAUUACUGUAUAUACAACUCCACAUAUCUUCACUCAAAUCAUCAGCAUUAACUUGAAACAUCUUGCAUACUAAGGCCCGUGUAAUUGUCUCAAAUUUUAUCCCGAGUCUUACAGUAAUUUCACAUCUUUUACUAUGCAAUAUAACCAGCAUAUAUUUAUGUUACAUUGUAAAUAUCUCCCUCAUUCCUCAACAAAUUUGAUCUCAGUUAUCUCCCAUUUGUUUAACCAGCAACUGCAAUUCUACUGUUCAUGGUUCAACCUUUUUUACACUCAAUAAAAAGUAUAAAACAAUUACUUUUGUGACUGCUGCUCGAAAGAAGAAAGAAAACAAUAAAACAAAUGGGUUGUAAAGCGGUUCAGAGAAAGUAAAAAGGCUUGAAUUAGACGCGCAAUUAAUGAUGACUCUAAUGAAUUUAUAUUUGGGAAGGUGAGAAACAAAUUCUUCAAGAAGAAUGGAGAGUAUAAGAACAAGCCUGAAAAGGGAAGAAACUGUAUUUAUUUUUGGAUAUAGCUGGCUCUGGAGAUGUUCAAAAUCCUCCAUUUUCGUCUGGUAUCAAAAUAUACUUGACAAUGAAGUUUCAACAUAAAUUUCGCAAUACUUCGUGUAAAGCUAGAAGCACGGCAAUUAUAAUACUAAAAAUUUUAGCCUCUCACUUUAACCAGACAGCCAAGUUUAGCCGUUUUUCAAAGACAAGAGUUUGCUCUAGAGAUCAGUGGUUCACAAUAGGAUACAAAAAAAUACGAAUGCUUUUUGCGUAGAAAAUCAGUUUCUUUUUAAAUGAGCUGUAUCCAAAAAAAAAAUACAGGUGUGCAAAAUCACUGCCAGGGAUCAUUUUUCGCUCAUUUCUGAUCUUCGCAUCUCCUAUCUUUACGCUAUCCCUUGCAAACUUUGUCGUCGCUGCUUCAGGGCAACACAAAGAAAUAUGGUGAUUUCCUGCCCACAAGUGUCCCACCUGACCGUAAAUGCCCCCCUGCCCGAAAACGUGGCCUCCCAGCAAGGUGGCUGCCCGCAAGUGCGUGUCCGCAUAAACUUUACUCACAAGGGAAGUCACUUUUUUCGCAGACGGACUUUGAAACGGGACCUAGUAGGUUUCAAACGUGAAGCGUCUGCGAUCAUAACACUGAUUUCCAAAAGUGUUUACGGCGCUUCUCGGCCGAGAAAAUCGACCGCAAAGUUUAGCCAAAAUGAGCGAAUAGCCUCCCCAAAAGAAACAGCUUAUUUCAUCUGCAGUGGUGGCCGAGUGGUCAGUGCGCUCGCUUUUUGCGCCAGAAGAGGCGGGUUCGAUCCUCUGCGCAGUUUAUUUUCUUUUUUGGUUCGUAAAUAUUGAUUUAGUAUGUAAACUUAUAAUGUAUACACUUUUUUAAUUUUUUUGCAGCAAUUUAAACAUAAAUUCAAAUCUGAAUGUUCAUGAAUAUUGUAAAGUCAAAACAGGCCUGGGUUAAUGAAGAUAUAGUUUCUAAAUUCGUGUUUUAUUAAAAAUUGCUAAUAGUUAGCACAUGCGAUGUUAACGGCAUUUCGCUAUUUACUUCAGUGGCCAAAAGAAAACCAUCCGCAGACGGCCGAAGUCGAACUCACGUCGUUUGGCGCAAAAAGCGAACGCGCUGACCACUUGGCCACCACUGCAGAUGAAAUAAGCUGUUUCUUUUGGGGAGGCUAUUCGCUCAUUUCGGCUAAACUUUGCGGUCGAUUUUCUCGGCCGAGAAGCCCCGUAAACACUUUUGGAAAUCAGUUUUAUGGUCGCAGGCGCUUCACGUUUGAAACCUACUAGAUCUCGUUCCAAAGUCCGUCUGCGAAAAAAGUGACUUCCCUUGUCAGGAACAAUAUUCUGUAAUUACGCCUGGUCCAAAAUUAGAGACAAAUUUUUAUAUAGCUUUCCCUCCUGAUCUCUCUGUAUUGUUUCAGACAGCAAGAGUUUCACAGAUUACUAAUCCCAAUGUUAUUUUGCAUAUCAAACGCGCUGGUCCUGCUAUACUCAUCCUACCCGACCCUUUUUUACUAUGAUGAAAAAAACAGUUUUUAAGCAAGUUGGAGAAGGAAGAGGGGUCAACUAAUCAAGCAAUGUUUCAAUGUGAGUAAUAGGUUUCCAUUAGAUCAACUGCGUGAUCAGAAUCAAAAUGACGCAGUUGUUUCCGAAAAGACCAGAGGGAAUACUGAGAUUACAAUAAGAAAUGUGAAAAUGGGGUUGCCUUACAGGUAAAGUCACAUGAACGACUUGCGGCUUCGAACUGCGCAGAAAAAAAUUCAGGAUAAAAGCGACACUCUAGCGACUUUUCGAACGGACUAUCCUUACAAGUUGUUCUCUAUUUCCUCAAAAUUGCAAUUACAGUGGAGGACCUGACCCAGUGGCAAAAAGCGUACCAUUUUGCAUCCGGGAAGUAUUAAAAAUGUGGCAAAAUGCUUCCCUCUCCAAGUGAAAAAACUCCGAUUUCAAAAACGCGCCUGCUCUUUUUGCGAGGUAAAUGGCGCGCCCUUCAAAACGAAGUUUUUUCACUUGGAGAGGGAAGUAUUUUGCCACAUUUUUGAUGUUUCCCGGAUGCAAAAUGGUACGUUUUUUGCCACUGGACCAGGUCCCCCACUGUAUUAUUUAAAAAUAUGGUUCAAAAAUCAAUGGGGCGUGAUCUUGAUCAACCCACAGUUAACACUCUAUACGUGACUAUAAAAACUUAUUAAGUCGUCGGGUCUUAACAUUUUAUGAAGCGCUAUUGCCAGUUCAUGCACUUUAUAUUUUCAAAACGGUGUACAACGGCUAUAAUUUCAACGUGUUUCUUGCUGCUAAUACCGAUUUUUUGGGAAGCCAAGAAUGAGAUUUUUUGCUCUUUUUACGAUUAUUAUGACCUGUGUCAGCGCAGCUCCUCAAUACCAAUAUCAAUACAAUGGAGUUAAUUCUUCGCCGUACUAUGGAGUUUAUCAAGCUCAGCCCAGCGGAUAUUAUGCUCCACGAUCGUAUGCGCCAGCUGCCGAUACUCGGGUGUUUGCAAUUUCUUUUGAGACGGGAAAUGGUUUAUAG